Molecule: messenger RNA, 2744 nt
Organism: Pomacea canaliculata
Lineage: Eukaryota; Metazoa; Mollusca; Gastropoda; Architaenioglossa; Ampullariidae
Exons: 8
Coding region: 382-1698 (438 amino acids)
Molecular function (GO): RNA binding
Source: RefSeq, a predicted model, not a curated record
CAACACUUACUAGAAUAUUUACUAUACAUAUGAAAAACUGAAAAUUUGCAGAUUAGCAGUUGUAUUUAAAAUCGAAAGUUUUAUAUGUCUUCUAGUUGUCGGUAAACAACAAUGAAAACGAAAGUACACUAAACACGUCGUGUAAAACUCAUUGUGACUGACAUGAAUUUGACACUACUCAGGGUGCACAGCAUAUAACAUUAAUUAUGUGCAGCAGUGGUUGCUAGCCUACACUGGUACAUUGUGAACGUGGGAUUUGGACCUCAUCUUUUUUCAAGUACAAGGGCUGGCUGCCUUGCCAUGAUAUAGCCUUCGUUGCUGGAUCGGCUUAAAACACUAAUUCCCUUCCCCUUUCAAGUUGCCUGAGAAGUUGCAAGAACAAUGCUACAUACCAUUUCACCAGACAUUGUGAAGGACCAUCAGAGAUGCUGCACUGUUAUGGUUCAGGGAUUUGACCCCUCCAACCUAGAACUCUAUCAGCUUUACUUUGAAAAUCCAAAGAAAACUGGAGGAACUUCCACUGACUUUUACGUCAAUGAAAAUGAGAAUAUUAUUUAUGUCACAUUCCUGACACCUGAAGAAGCUGAAAAGGUUACCAAAUUAACACACACUGUUGGAGGUAGACAGCUGCAGGUGACUCUUGCUCCCAUAGAUGACCCUGUGACCUCUCCUCCCUGUACAAUAAAGAUCACAGGAUGUGACCCAGAAAAGGAAGAAUUGUACAGACUGUACUUUGAGAAUCCCCGCCGGGGUGGAGGAGCCAUUAAAGAUUUGGUUGUGGAUAAAGAGAAGCAAGUAAUCUAUAUAACAUUUGAGGAACCGGAGACUGCUGUAAAUGUCUGCAACAAAACUCAUAAAGUUGGAGGUUGUGACCUUGAAGUUAGCCUUCAUGUCCCCACAAAAGAUGAAAAAAGCAUAAAUCAAACACAGGAGGCAGAUAAUCAGGAGCCUCUGAAAACAGUACAGCUUCAAGUAGGAAAAAAAAUACAGAGUGAAGAUAACUACUUGUACUACUUUGAGUCGAAACGCAGUGGAGGGGGUGAAGUAGAAAAAAUAAGCAUUGAUCAAGAGAAGGGCAUCGUUUAUGUUACAUUUGUGCAGCCAGAAGCGGCAGCUCGUGUGACAGACCGACAGCACAUUAUUUGUGGUGAGCCUAUCAAAGUAAGCCUCUUUGUUCCCCCUGCACCAAAGCCAACAUAUCCAAACAAGCUGCUUUUCAGUAAUGUGUCCAAAAGCACAACACACGACUGUCUGUCAUUGUUCCUGGAAUUCCUCACUGGACUGGAGCCUGCUGAGCUAAUAUAUGCUGACAGUUUGGAGGACGUUUUGGCAGUUUUUAAUGAGGAACCAGAUUUUGAAAAGGUGCAGGAAUUAUGUCAGAAAAAGUGUCUUGAAGGAAGGAAAAUUUCAGUAUCCAGAGUGCCCAUUACAAACUGCAUUCUUGUUCAGAACUUGAAUAAGAACACAACAGAGGAUACAAUCAUGUACUAUUUUGAAAGCAAGAAAAGAAGCUUUGGAGGCCCUGUAGAGAAAGUGAACUUUGACAGUGGUAACAGCAGAUGCCUAGUUUUCUUUGAAGACCAUGAGGUGGUUGAUGCAGUUUUGACUAAAAGCCAUGUACUUGAUGGACAAGAGUUAAGAGUGAAGCGGUACCUGGAGUGUCUUGGGCCUUCAGGUGGAAGCAAAGAUUUCAAAUAAGUGGGUUUAAGAAUAUGAACAGGUGAAAUCUGUGAUAUAUUUUAUGUGAACUUGUAAGUUUCCAUCACCGAAUUUGUGGAUUGAACCUAGAUGUAAGGCAUAAAGGGCAUCCUGUUACAUGACAAAACAAAACCUUUUGUUUUUCAAAAACAGAAUGGCAUAGUAGUGACAUUUAAAUGCUUUUUUUUUUGCUAUGUGCAUUAUGGAAUCUAUGUAUGAAGCCCUUUGCAUGUAGGUCUCACUGUUCGGUUGCUUUUUGUUGAUCAUUGCACAAUGUGGAUGUUUAUAAAAGAUCUGACAUGAUCAUAUGAGUAAAAUCCCAGUAGAUUUUUGAUGACUUGAAAAAACUGGAUGUACACUUUAAAAAGGUAUUUUUAGAAUAAUGUUUUAGAUGGAAACUGCAAACAGAAAAUCGUUUUUGUGAGAUGUGCUGUAGUCUAGGGAAUUAAUCACUCAUGGCUGACAUUUCAAAGAUAUAAAGACUAAUGCAGUGUCCAGCAAACUAUGUGCAAGUCUUGGGCUUUCUUGCACUCGGCGCACAUCUAACAUGAUGGUGUCACACACAUUCACUACAGUAUGACAGCAUCUUUCCCCGGCUGAUCCGUGUUCAUUAAGGCCACCAUCAAUUAUGUAGAUUUUUUUUAUAAUAAUAGAAUAAUUUCAACAUAAAAUGACUAAGGAUAAACCAACCAAGCAACAUUUUCCUACAUUUUUACUGUUACUGUUAUGUGGUAGAUUUGUACUAGACAGCUGUCCAAUCUACUCUUUUUUUUUUUUUUUUUUGGUGGUGGCAAAUGAGUUCAACCUUGUUAAUACACUCAUGAAAAGCAUAGACCUGGCACCUGUUCCACAAUAGCAAGCAAUAUUUAGUUUUUUCAUGUUUAAAAUGAACAAACACUUUCUUAGUUUGCAAAAAUACAUUUUUCCAUAAGAAAUAAAUACUUUUCACUAAAAUGAUGUUUACCAUCAUUUAGUUAGUCAUGGUUUCAUUUUUUAAAUGCAAAUGUUGAAGCAGUAUGGUCAGUAAAUAAAAUAUGAUAAAGUCA